GGCUCGGCUCAAGAUCCUUGGGGAUGUUUUGAAACCAUGUAAAAUUGCUGAAGAAUUUCUUUGGAAAUUUUUACAGUUUCGUUUUUUUUUUCAUUCAAUAUUAUCAGGAUCGCCAAAGGUCUGCUAAAACAAACAAUGUCUUCAAGAAUUCCAGGACUGCACACAUUUGUGUUUGUGACGUUUUGUCUGUGUGUUUGUGGGUUAAAGGGAUUAUUAUCAAUAGAGACAUCACAGUUAGUGUACCCAACACCCAGACACAGGGUAUGGGGAGAUUCACUACGCUGGACAACUGACCAACUCAAGUGUAAAGAGACAAAAGAGAGUAGCUGUAGAUACUGCUCACAAAGUCAUUCGUCAGAUAUUACAAACAUAUCGGAAGUAAUUAUAGUGAACACACUGUCUUCCGGUGACAUCAUAGAAAUUAAAUCUCGUGUGAACACGACAUUUGGCGGGAUUUUACGAGUUUCGCUGUGUGUUCGAAUUGACUCUUCCAAACCUGAGGAUGAGGAGUGUCAGCAAGAUAUCCCACUACUCUCGCUGGAUUCCAAUUCUUACGAGAUCAGAUUCGAUCGAUCAAAGGAGGAGACAACUCCACUGUUACUUCCAGAGGGCGUGGGCUGUGAACACUGUGUAUUGCGAUGGAAGUUUACUGAGGUUGACCCAGGCUGUACAGACUGUAGAAUUUCAACCAUUAACUGUGCUGAUAUCAGAAUUACCGGAGACAGUCCGUCAGUUCGUACAGUGAGGAAGAAGCGCCAGUCCAACAGAGUGGACAGACGGUUCAUUGUCCAUGAUGGAUUGGCCAAUACCUGGAAUACCCCUAAGCAGACUCAAUGGUCACAACAGAGGAACGUUAGGACCUGGACUAACCAGCCUAGAAGAAGUGGUCAAACUACUGUCCUGAAACCGAGACCAGUCACUAAACCGAGGCUCGUAUCACACGCCGGCACAUCUCGUCCAAUAGCACAGCAGGGAUUUAUGCAAAACUCGCUGAAUAGUCCAAUAAGAACCCAAGGACUUCAGCAACCAGCAGGAAUAAUGAACAACAGAAAUGCUUCGCCGAUCAGAGGUCAACAAUUUUCUGACCCAAGAGCAACAUUUCGAGGACAAAGACAAAACAUUCAACAAGGAAAUUUUCAUUCACGUACAGCAGGUUCCUUACAUGUAAAUAAUAAUCAAUUUCAAAAAGAAGUAGCAAAAUCUCAAUCUAAUAUACCGCAUGCAAAUGCAUUGGCAAGAAAAUCGACCAAACUUGGCCAUCUACGGCAAAUGUUCAGAACUGGUCAGGUGGCUCCAGAGACGCGAGAGUUUGUUGCACGUGGAAUGAAACGAGCUCAAACGGUGCGAAUUCCGAUUGAUAGAGAGCAAAAGUUCAACCCAAAUAUAAUCGACCCUUUCUACCUAAUUGUAACUGAAAGUUCAGCUACUAAGACUAAUGAACAGGUAGCACAAAAAGAACAAGCUACCACGAAGGCAACAACGACAAGACCUAAGAUAACACAAAAGCCAAACCCUUCAACAGAAGCUCCUGGUCCUCCAUCGUCGACAAAGAAACCAAAGAAGUUGGGAUUGUUGGGAUUGCCCUUUCGAACAACCAAACCGCCGCCUCAAUCCCCCACAACAACAACUACAACAAAAACAACACAAUCGAUAUCGACAUCAACUGUAAAAACAACAACAACAACAACAACAACACCAAUGCCACCUACUUCGACUGUAGCACAAACAACUCCAAUACCGAAAAUAGAUUCCGCGGCAAAAACUACCUUAAAUAUUGGAUUUGGUUCAGCCAAACAAAAUAGCUACUUGGAUUUCCUCUUGGAGCUGUAUACUCUAAAACAAAAACAGGGAGAACAGGACCCGGAACUUUUUGCUGCCAUACAGAGAGAGCAAGAAAAAAUCAACACAAAGACAAACAAACAGACUACGACACAAAAGCUUGCUACAGAGGCAUACACUGAAAAAUCUAUGCAAGAAAUUCAGAAGACAUCUGUUUCUUCUAAUACGGUCUCAGAUUUAAAUCCUUCCAUUACGGAGGCAACGCCUGUGCCGGAAACUCCUAGCUCACCUCCACCCCCACCAGAUCACCAUCAUCAUCAUCCACACCAUGAUAUGACGGUGAUGGAUCCUUCCACUGCAGCUGGUGGAUUAGCUCCUGCUGAUCCUCAUCAUCAUACAAUUCAUAAACAUCCAGAAUACUCUUUUCAAGACAUCCCUAAUGUUGGUAAUAUUAAUGUUCCAAGUGUGAUCGAGAAAAGACUGAGAGCUUAUCUAACAACAAAUACACCAGAAUUGGAGAAUAUUUUAUUUCACCAACCUGCAGAUCUGCACGAUCAUUUCCAUGUACCUACUGAACCCCCUCAAACAACAUUUGAAGCACUACUUCAGACUGAAUCAAUGAAGAAAAAUUUAAUUGAUAAUACCAGAAAAAUUUACAAAACAUUGCAAAUGGCUUACAACCCAGAAUCAGAAAACUCUGUUGGUAUUCAGAAAAACGAAAUUUCGUAUUCACAGUCAGACAACACCAAGAAGGACCAAAAUCCCACGUCAAACGAUGUCUCGGUUUUAAAAAACGUUGGUGUUUACAUUGUCCCUCCUGAUUCAAAAAUGAAUUCAUCUAAAGAUUUUAUGGGUACCCCUCCAACAUGGAAACCUAUGUCAUCAAUUUCUCACAAGAGUAGGUCUGUGUCUAUCCAUACCGAUGCACCAAUUCCAAAAGGAGAAAUUUAUACAAUGAAACCAGCCGAUGCCAGUGCUUUUGUUCAGAUGAUAGAAGAUCAGUUUUCAAAUCACGAGUUACCAAUACCUUCUACAAAUAUAUUGGUUUCAAAAGAAACACCACGAAAGAGUUUAUUGGAAGAUUUAGCUUUCUCUCAAAAACAAGUGAGUGAACCAUAUCAAGAGACACAGAGUACUACAGCAAAGAUGCAAUCUUUAUUUCAGAGUGAAACUUCAGUUGAUCAGAAAAUCUCCCCUAAUGCAAUUGAAAAUUAUGAUGUAACCCCAGAUUACAGUCCACUGACAGACAAUAAAAUUAGUCUUUCAAAACAAACAACAUUAGCUUCUCCAUCAAUUUCAACCGAAAAGCAGACGGAUUCAUUACGUUCAACAACAAAACAAAUGAUUUCCAUUCCUGAGGACAAGCAUUUCAAUACCCUGGAAAGAAAGAGUACCGUUCUUUAUGAAGAAACAACAGUUCCUACUGAAGCCACAGAUCUAUCGAUGUUUACAACAAAAGAUAAUCGGAAUGAUCUUCGCAAACAUACCACUUUGCAGAGCUUGGAAAGGGGAUCCACGAUUACAGAACUUACAAAUGAUAAAUCAGGCAAAGAUAUUUUGAAUGGGAAUAGACAGACUACUUUCAUUCUGCCUCCAUACGUGACAGAGGAAAGUCCGGAAAUUACUACGGAGGCUAAUGUAAGAACCAGCAUAAAGGCAUUGCUUCCAGCUUCGAAAAGUUUUGAACAGACUUUAGUUUUUCAGAGAACAACUAAACCUCCUGUGCUAUCGACAAAUACUGAUCUCAAUAAUAUUGUUCAAACACAAGCAUUUAAAGACAAAGAUCGGGAAAAUACAGUAGAACCAAUAUCGGCUCAUACAAUAGAAAAGUUUGAUUAUGAAACAGAGAAGCCCAUCAAGUAUGAUUCCAAUGCUCAGGACCCAUCUUUUAAAGAUUUAAAAAUGAUUCAAACACUUCCUCCCAAAAUUCAACUAAAUUCAGAAAAAGUAAAAACAACACCUGAUCAGCUGAAAAUUACUUCUGAUAGCGCAAAAAUAACAAGAAAAGUGACGGAAACAACUCCUUCAUUGGAAUCAAAGCCUUCAAGUACUAUAACAGAAAUGACUUCAGAGUCGCCAUACAUGGAGUAUACAGGCACUUCCCCAUCACCUUAUACUCGCACCACAUCUGCCACUACAUUAGGCUUUUUAGAAUUCCUCCGACUAGAAAUUAUGAAACGAAUGAAAGAAAGAAGGAACUUGACAUCUGGAAAAGAUUUUACACCCUCAAUAUUAAACAGGUCUCCCCCAACAACCAAGGCGCCAAUGACAACAACUGCCCCUAAACGAAAAACAACAACAAUGAACAUGGCUUAUAUCGAGCUUUUUUACCCUGAACAAUACAAAAAACUAAAGCCAAAACCAAGGACAACACAAAGGCCAACAACUACUACAGCAGAGAAUUUAAUUACCGAUCGGGUUAGUCCUGAAUUUCAAACUGCUUCAACAAAGGCAGAAUUAUUAACAACAGAAACAGAAUUGUUAACAACAGAAACAGAACAGCAAUCAACAACUACCACAACAGAGCCGACUACAACUAAUCCGACAACAACAACUACAACACCUGAGCAAACAACAAUAUCUAUGGCUUAUUUAGAAUUAUUUGAUCGAACAAGGUAUAACAGGUUGCGUCCAAAAACGACUACGACUACUACAACUACUACAACAUUACCAAUAACAACCACUCCAGUCUCAACGACCAAACUUAUAACCACCAAAAAGGCACAGUUAAAGGAAGAAAUGCGAAGAAAAAUAAGUACACUAGAUAUUCCAAAGACGACCACCAUUCGAUCUACAACUACUGCAAGUACCACAACACCUUCAACUACUUCAACAACAACAAACCCUACCACCACGACCACCCCUACUUCAACAACAACCACCCCAACUACAACAACAACCACCCCAACUACAACGACAACUCCUACUACCACAACAACCCCAACUACAACAACAACAACCGCGCCUACUACAACAACCUUAUCACUAGCAUUCCUAGAGAUAUUUAAUCCCGAUUUAUACAAAAAACUCCGACCAAAACCCAAAGUAACCACUACACCAGAACCAACAAGUACGACUGAAAUUCCAACUACUCAGCCUCCAACAACACGCUCAAACAAGAGAAUAAUGGAUUCUGGGAGUGCUUUUAGAUCUGCUUUCCGAAAAAGCAGUAGGGUCAAAUGGAUUGAAAACAACAAAUUAGCAACUGAAAAAAUCGCAUUCACCGCAACACUUCCAAAAUCAACAACGACAAUUCCAACAACUACGUCAGAGCCAAGUACAACCACUACAACAACAGAGCCAACAACCACUACAACAACAGAACCAACAACAACUACCCAAUCAAUGGCGUUCCUCGAAUUGUUUAACCCAACGCUUUAUUAUAAACUCCGUCCUAAACCAAAGACAACCACAACAACAACGACAACAACAAUGCCACCACCUACAACUCCAACAUCGACUACUCCAAAACCGACAACCAGUACAACGAAUACACCCACAACAACAACAACAACAACACCAAUUCCUACAACAACUGUGGAACCUGAGACAACAACAGAAACGACAACACAACCAACUAUCCCAACAACUACUACUGCUAGUCUUGCUUAUUUAGAACUAUUCAACCGUAACUUGUAUAAAAAGCUUCGACCAACAACGACUUCAACAACAACAACAACAACUACUACUACUACUACUACUACUCCAACACCAACCACAACACCAACCACAACACCGACUACAACAUCAACCACAGCAACAACUACAACACCAACUACAACUGAAACGUCUACUACGACUACAACAAUGCCAACAACAACUUCAAUGGCUACAACGACUUUUACCCAAAAAACAAGUACAACACCAAUGGAAUCAAUAACAUCUACAGAGACAAUAAGCAUAACAGAAUCUCCAACCACCACGUCAGAACCAACAUCAUCCUCUGAACCAACAACGGUGCAGUCAGUUACAACAACAUACUCUACAAUGGAGACAACUAUAGCCUCAUCUAAUGUGAAGGGACGUCUUCUAACAACCCAAGCACCAACACAAGCAAGCAUAAUCGAACAGCAAUCUAAAGUCACUGUGGCCGAUAUAACAAACCAGUCACUAAAGCCGAGCCAAACAACACAGUUUUUCGAAGAUAAAUCAACUACAACAGAGCAAUAUACGACAGGCAACUUGGAGAACACUGCAGAAAAAUCAACUUCAAUAACAACACAAACAACAAUAAUGGAUAUAAAACCACAAACAACAGAACAGAAUACAAAUAAUCUCAAGAGGGAUAACGCAAAUCUUCAGGAAAGUAUUCGAGUCAUUCCUCCAGAAACGUCCAAUUUAAUUCAAGGGUAUCAAAUUCUUCAAGAUCAACCAUCAGCUUUUAGAAAGAUGAAUCGCGAAGUAUCAGGUGGUUCUCCGGGCUCUUUUUAUUCAAACAACAUCCAAGAGAAUAGCUUAAAUGAAAAAUCUGCGGACAUAGUUAAUGGAAAAGAUUCUGUAGACAACAUCGAUACCUUAAUCAAUGAUGCUAAAAAUUCCCAAGUUGACAUACCAGGCCUCAUGGUCAAUCAACUUAAAACACUCUUUUCAAAAAAUGAUAAAAAUGUAGUUCUAUCGAAUAAAGAAAUACCAAGUAAAUCAGAAACGUUGACAGUUUACAAAUUAAAUAGCAAAACUAAGGAUGCAUCCAACACAAUUAAUGAAAGCAGCCCUGUUGUCACAAGAACUACUUUCCAAAUUGAUAAAUCUGUAGGCUCUGAAAAUCAAACAACAAUGCCACCUGUUAUAAUUGAAGGUAGGGAAGCUACAACAUCACCUCCUAUCAAUUUAUUUUCAAGAAAGAGUACCCCUGCAGCAAAGACUUAUACAAUUACAUCUCUCGAUGAAACAAGUCGGCCAUCCGACAGAAAAAGUGCUGAUAAUUUGAUAAAAAUCAAAAUUAACAACCAAACGUACUAUCUAGACUGGGUAAAGCUUCAGUCACUCGGUCUCGUGUCGGCAGAUAGCAUUUCGCCUAACACAAAGAACCCAGGCAAUGUAGAGAGCUCAAGUACAACACUGUCACGAACUACAAGGGAGGUCAAAUCAAUAACACAACCAGCUCACAUCUCCGUAACCUCGUCAGUCACAACACCAACAACAACCUUAUCACCAUUUACAGAUAUUACUACACCGAAGGAUUUGACAUCUACACGAGGUAAUAUAGAUUCUGUUCAGCAGACGCAAACAACAGAAUUUUCUUUGCCAGAAACAAAUGAUCCUGAGCAAAAUGUGUUAGCAGCGCUCCUGCAUCUUGCAAGGAAAAAUAAUAUCAAAAUUCCUGAUAGCUUAUCGCAAGAAUUGAAUUCCAUUUUUGAUGAAAGUCGGAAAAAGAGAAUAAAUUACCAAUCAACUGCUACAGUUCAAACCCAAUCUGUCAAAAGUCGAGUUUCCUCAACUACAAUGAAAUAUCCUGAUAUCAAGAAUGAAAAUCUUGAUCAAAUUGCAACUGUGACAGAAAAUCAACCCGCUGAUAAUCCAGGCAAACUUGUUGAGCUUAAAGUAAACUCCGAUACAUUCUAUGUUGAUUGGGAUAAAUUUCAAGCUGCAGGAUUCAUUAAAAAGCAGAAUCAAACAAAUGAAAUAGCAAGCAUUCCAGAUCAGGAACAAACAACCGUGAUCCCAGUGUCCACGGCUCUCAAUAAAAGUCUUAAAUUGAAUGGAAAGGAUGUACCAGUUGUGACUUCAAUAAAUGUGCCUACGUCAAGAGAGGAAAAUAAACCUACACCACCGUCUUAUUCCGUAUUGGAAGAGAUGAUAGAUCGGUUUAAUGCAUCCCAAAAUAUGUAUACUUCAAUCCUGCCAUCUGCUGAAAAACAAAUUAUGUCGGAAUUCCAACAUACAGGGAUGAAUACUCCCGAGGUUACACAAAUCAUGUCUGAGUUCCAGCAUACAGGUAUGCACACUCCAACUGUUAAAGAUAGGGACUUGGUUUCAGCCCUAGAUUUAAUAAAGAAUAACUUGAAGUUACUUGAGAAGAGACUUUAUGGUGGGUCCUCCUCAAAUGCACAGAGAAUGACGUCUCCAAUGGGUGAUAUUCUGCGCCAAAAAAUCAAUCGAACUACUUCUUCUAAAAAUCAAAGUGACAAACCAAAUAUAACUUUUCUAAGAAGAAAUAAAUUCCGAACACUUUCAUACAAUAAUGAUAAAAUAUCUGAACAAGAAACGACAACUGCUAGAUAUCGAAAUAUGGUAAGUCCGCAAGGAAAAGAUGAACUCUACAAAUUAUAUGCUAUAGAUCCACCAGUUCUGUCAGAUAGUAUCCCAAAUGAUUCAGCUUACCGUAGGAAAAAUCGAUCCGGUUCAAAAUCAUUAUUAAAGGAGCCAGGGGAUUUCUCAAAUUUACGACAAAGAAACAGAUUUGACUCUUUGUGGAAUACAGAACAAAAAUCCAUACCUCAAAGAACUAGACGAACUACCUUCGAACCAUACUCAUACGUUUUUUCGGUCAAUCUGCCUUCAUCUUUUGAAAGUCACACUCGACAACCUGGUUCGUACCUUUUUCAAGCACAACCAUACCAAGCACAAAAACGGUACAACGACAAUAAACCUACCGUGAUGGGAAUAGGAGAAUACAGACAAAGCAAAGACAGUGUCAUGCCUAUUCAACUCUUUCCAAGUCUAGAUAAUUCGGGCAGGAGAAGCAAAUUUUACAAUUCAUUAGACGACAAACAUUCGGAAAUAGGACUCUCAUCUGUUAAAAGAAGGAAAAACUCGGUUAAAACUAAAGAGGAUAUACUUUACACGGAUCCCUUCUCCGAUUCGCAGCAAGACCUUCACUUAUCUGUACAUGAUGUACCAAACACGGCUCAGUUAUAUCCGCAGAUGCACAAACAUAACAGACCACUUCAGUAUAAGCGGCGUGAAUCUGCAAUGCAUAAAUCAAUAAAAGAAACAACUGUUGAUACAACAGUUUCCCCUGUGUCUCUCAAAAGUGUAGACAACUUUAAAACAGCCGAGAAAAGGACCACAAUACAGGCAAACAAGACUAACAAAAAGCAAAAUGAAAUAACAAGCAGAAGAAGCGCCCAAGUAGAACCAACAACAAAGACUCUUUCCUCAAAAGUAUCAUCUAAAUCAAAAGAAAUACAUUCUACAGUAAAUUAUGAUUUGCCAAAUACGAAAAACCAAUACAUAAGAGAAGAGACCAGUCAACGCAAAUCUCUAAACAGUCAAAAGAUGUUAAGGAAACCAGCACAUACACGUGAAUUACCAACCAGUACUGAUCAAGCAACUACGACUACGAUUUUAUCUACCACAACUUCAACCAAAGCAACAACAGAAAAGAUAACUGCACCACAAACGACUACAGAGACAUCAACGACAGAAAAGAUAACUGUACCACUUACUUCUACAGAAACAUCAACGACAGAAAAAAUAACUGUACCACUAACUUCUACAGAUACAUCAACAAUUCAGACAACAAGAAGUCGCCGAAAGAGAACAACCACACAAACACCUGCUUUAACAUCUAAGUCAAAAAGUGAAAUUCAAAAAACACUAACGGAAAUAAUUAUGACUACAGUACUACCAACUACAAUAAACGAGUCACCGAUUACACAGGCACCAACAAAAUCAGCGGAUAAAGACCUAGAUUUAGCGACAAGACUUUACAUUGAAAAUCUUAUUAAACAACUUACAGCAAAAAUGAGAAAAUUAAAUGCAGCAGCGCCGUCUGAAGAUUUUCUUAUCGAUGCUGUAGUGAAUAGAAUAAAAUCAAAACGUACAAAAAGUAAUCCAGUUUCACCGAGUGUCAAUAUUCAGUCAACAGAUAGUAAGAUGAAACAAACUACAUUACAAGGCACAAAGCCAUACCACACUUCAUCUCAGCAGACCAUAGAGGAUACUAAGGUCUCGACAUCCAGUCGUGUAUCAGAACAACAACGAACUGACAAAGAAAAUAUAUACAAAAUCAAAGGUAGAAAGUCAACACAAUAUCAAAUUUUCUCUAAAAACUUACAACAGGACACCACUACAUCUGUGAAUAUGAAAUCCAAUUAUGAAGAGACGGCUAGAACUCGUCGAACCAGGUCAACAAACGUACCACACCCAAACGAAAAUGAAAUGUCCACUUCUUCAUUCUAUGAAAUGACAACAGAGGGGUUUGAUUAUUCGAAACGAACAUCGGCAGUGUUGACAAGUGAAAAAACAAUACUAAAUCCGUAUGUAGCACAGAGUAAUCCAAAUUCUUUUUUAACAGAAAAUCCAACAAAUUAUCCUCAAGUAGACAAUUUCCAGAUUGAAAAAGAAACACCACCAACGUAUUCCUUUGACUUGCAAUCCACAACGGCUGUUGACCCACCUACCGUCAAAGAUAAAUUGAAACUUCGACCGUCACCAACAGAAGAGAAACGACAUGAUUACACAGAGGAAUUAACAGGAUCACCAACAAUCCACCAUUUGACCUCAAAAAUAUCCACGACGUCAGAAGAUAACACAAUGACAACAGAUAUAACCAGAGAUUUAAAGAAAUUUUCAAACUUUCAAACAAUGGAGAGUGGGCUUACACAAACCCAGUCAAUAACUGAUUUUAAGGAAGAGAAGCACCAAAGUACAUCUGUUCAUCCAAGUACAAAAACAUCAGGUUUUAGUACAAAAUUAACUUAUACAUCGUCUGACAAACCAACUGAUUUUUCGGGAAAUAGUCCAAUGGCCAAAGAUUCUACACAACUACAAACCUUUGGUAUAUCUAAGUAUCAAAAUAAAGAUCCCACAACAAAUGGUUUACCUGAUGAAACACUGUUGCAGAAAAGUCUCGUCGAUCAAAAUCCAACAAAAGAAAUGACUACACCAGAAAUACACACGGAGAGCUCAAUGUCAACAGAUAUGUCCAGUAGGGAUUAUAUAACACAUUCGGAUUUCGAAAUAGUUAACUCUGGUAAGGAAUCAAGACGAUUGCAGUCUUUAGAUACUAGUGUCAAUGUGGAAAAGGCUCAAACAGCGUCCUUAAACACGAGUCAAAAGAUCCCAAGUACAUCGUUAUCUACAAACUCUGACAAAUAUACCAGAUCUUCACCAUACACAAUCUCUGCCAAAUCUACGUAUAAUGUGGACACCUCGACAGCUGAAUUACAGGAUGCAACACUGGCGCAGAGAACUACGUAUGAUCAAAGGCCAACAAAGCAACGUACAACAUUGCAGGCAGAAAGUCCUUAUGUUGUAGAUGAAUCCACUGCUACAUCUGGCAUGACGGCAACAAAGACAAUUAUUGAUAAGUCAAACACAUAUCCUCUUCAUGUUACAGAUCAGCCAAACACAUGGAAAACCUCGACAGCAACAGAAAUGGAAAAUCGUAAAGAUUCAACCAAAUUAUACGAAACAAGCACUAUGACUCGAUUUUCGAAUUCGCAAACCCAUGAAAUUGAUACACGGACAGAUGGUUCACAACCGUCCAUAAAAACUCCAACAACUGUUGUUAAAACAUAUAAAACACCAGAGAAUACCGUGAGUCACAUUACGGUUGAGAAUUUUCCUGGAAAUGAUGCAGAAACAGUCGAUAAACAACCGGAGGUGACAUCUCAUACAACUUUUGAUCUUAAACUUGUACCUGGGACUUCUGAUGUUACCUCAGGGGCUAAAAAACAAAAUAAAGGACAGACAACUGCUGUAGAAUCUGGCUCUAGUAGAACAACAGUAACUGAGGAAAUUCUGAUCCCUCAAGAAACAACUAUAAUAGAGACAUCUGAAGCUCCAACGGGCCAACCAAAAACCACCAUGUUUGAUCAUUCUUCUGUGCAAAUCGACAAUAAAGAGAACAUGCAAACAGUCACUGAAAUCAAUUCUAGUCAGGAUCCUCAAUCAUUAGUAGGUAAAUCUACCAAAGAAAUGAUUGGUCAGGGUGAGCCUGGGAAUUUUAAGACAACACAUAAGCAUGAACUAACUGUUUCUGAUAAAAUAUCAAGUAUUAGCCCAACAGCAUUGACCGAAAACACAAAAACGACACUAAAAGCUAUGAGAACAAAUAAUAUAAACUCAGGAUCAUCAGCCCCUAAAGCAAGAAAUAAAACCAUGGUUCUUAAAAUUUCAAACAACAUAUCAUUCGAUAGACCUGGAACAUCUGAAUUCUUGUAUGAGCAGCCUGAAUCUGUCGCUAAUAGAAUAUAUGACAAAAAGGACUCAUCGAAAAAUAGUGAAAUUUACUAUUCCAAGGAUGCUGAUAUUUACAACACUAAACAAUCCAGCAGCACAAAAGAAUUAAUAACCGAAACCGCGGAACCGACAAAGAAAUGGGCUUAUUUGGAAUUGUUUAAUAGGCCAAUGUUUAAAGAAAUACAACAAAAACAAAGCAUUAGAAAAACUACGAAAACACCACGAAACACUGGCAUAUCAAAAUUAGUGUACCUGUACACAACACCAUUACCUGAUGAAACAAUUUCAACUACAGUGCCGACAACAGCAACAACGCCAACAACAACAACACCGACAAUACCAACGACGACUCCAGACAUGGCUUACUUAGAGAUAUUUGCUCCUAAGGCAUACAGGGAAAUUAUGGCAAAGUGGAGAACAACAGAAACACCAACACCAACCACUCCCACCACCACCACCACAACCACAACUACAACAACAACACCUAAGCCAACAACAACUACAACCACUACUACAACUACUACUACGACACAAAGACCGUCAACUACGACUACAGAAAUGACAACAACAGAAGAUCCAACAACAAUAGAAUAUACCUCAACAAAAAUGCAAUCGACACCUUUCAAAGAAGGUUUUACCACAAUCCUAGAUCGAUCUACAAGAGGACGGACUGAUAUAACAGCAAGAACCAGAUCUUUAAAGAAACGAUUACAGCAGACAUUAGAUUCUAUGUACUCUACAUCCACUCCCAGACAAGAGCCGACUAAAUCCACUCCAUACAGAACAACAGGAAAACAGACCUCUCUGACAACACCUAAAGCGAAAGAAAGCUUUACUAGGACAACAAAAAGAAAUGCAGUUAAAUCUUCAACAAAGUCUCCAACCACUAUGGAAAAAAUGGUAUACAGUGAAAUAAAAUCUCUGCUUGAGGAAUUCAGUAACUUGGCUCAGAGAUAUGAAACAACAAUGAAAAACAUGGGUAGUGGAAGACCAAAUACAACGCCUGUCAAAGAAACAUUUCAAGAUAUUACUUAUUCCACACCUCCAAUGUCCUCUAUCAAGACAUCAGAAAGAAUUUACACUACUUCCCAAACAACAGAACAAGAAUUUGACAAACAGCCUGCUAAAGUGGCAGCAAGGAAAGCGAUAACAAAAGUUCUAUCUGAUAAUAAAACAACACUGAAGACAUCUAUAACAAAGAAGCCAUCUACAGCAACACAAUCGUCCACAAUAUCUACAAACCCUUUGAUAGAAAGUGAAACAAUAACUACGACAGGUGAACCAACUACAACUACUUUCGUCUCAGAUACCUCAGAGCUUACAACAACACCUCCAACGACGACAUUACCGACAACAACCGAACCUAUCACUUCUACUACUUUGCGGACAACAACUACUUUACCUACAACUACUUUACCAACAACCACGACUACACUACCUACUACAACUACGACACUACCUACUACAACUACGACAUUACCUACUACAACUACAACAACACCUACAACUACUACUACAACACCAACAACAACUACUACAACACCUACAACUACUACUACAAUACCUACAACGACUACGACACUCGCUACAACAACAACUCCUAGUCGUGCAUACUUGGAACUAUUCUUUCCAGAGAUUUACAAGAAAAUGUUCCCUGAUCCGACCACAACAACACCAGAACCAACAACUACAACAACAAUGCCCACAACAACAACGACAACAACAAAAGCUCCUACCACCACUAGGACAACCAUCACGACCACACGGCCCACCACUACAACAACACAAACUACAACUACAACUACCGAACCAACAACUACCACAACAACUCCAACAACAACUACCACCCCUACAACCACAACUACAACACUACCGACAACGACAACCCAGUCAUUAGCGGCUAUGGAACUAUUUAAUAGAGCAGCGUUUAGAAGAAUAAUGUUGCGAAGAAGAUCUACCACAACUACAACAACAACAACAACAACUACUACAACCACGCCCAAACCCACGACAGCACCAACUCCCAGAAUACCAAGAAGAAACACAAUUCGAACAUCCUCAGCCUUAAACAGUGAUACGCUUCGGAUUAUUAACCAGGUCGAUCCCAGCGCACGAAUAGGACCAUCUAAUAUCCAAUACUUAGUUGGAUUACAAAGACCAAUCUACAAUGUGCCAAAGCCUAAUUACAAUGUACAACCAAUGCUGAAAAAUAAUGAUUUACCGAAAAAUGAUAUAAAAAUCACUACUCCUGCCUCUAGAGCUAUGGGAGCAAAUGUACAAGACAAUAAACACAGCGGAAGUAGUUCUAUGACGUCUGUCUCCUCAAAAAUGCCACAGACAGAAUCUUUCGUAAAACCAUCUGAAAUAACAAUCAAAUCAACUAAAACACCUAAAGCAACGAUAAAAACAACACCUGGGUCUGAAUCCGAAGCAGAACGACUUUUACGACUUAGACAGGAAUUUGCACGUGGAGACAUUGACGCAAAAACAUUCCUCGAUAUGAUUUUAUAUAAUCGCCCUAUGACUGAGAGACCAACAUUGGAAACUACACAAACACCAGAGGUCAAGAUGACAGUGGCUUUCAAAACUCCAGCAGAAAAUGAGUGGUUAACUUCAAAUACGAUAAAUGAUUUGACUAUAGGGUCGAAUUCCGCACCUACAACUAAAAAUCAACCAUUAAUACUGGAGUCAAGGAAUACACCAUCUUCUUCCGACUUGUCAAGUACCAAAAUCACGACUUUACGUCAGGAAACAACCAAAAACACGGAAGCACCGAUACUUUCGAACACAAUUUCGAUGAAUACAUUACAAGUCGGACAAUCUUUACAGCAGGGGUCGGAUCCAUCAGUUGAUUCUAUCAAUGAACCUACAACCAAUAUUUUCUUAAAACCAAGUGAAAAUACUGGAACUCAGCUAGGUUCUCCGACACCAGAAAAUGAUAUGGCUCAACCUAUGUUUGGAAACUCCGAAAAUACACAAGCUACUCGAACAAAUAGAAUAACUAUAGUACCCUCUAUGGAAGAAAUGUCGCAGCCAACAGAUAGAAUGCCAAGUAUCAUGUCAGGAAUACAAAUAGAUCCAACAACAAGAAUUACAAGAAAAGCUUUAAAUCUUUUAAGUUCCAGAGGGGCUUCCCUUGAUGCCCUGCAGUAUCAUGAAAGGCAAGCAAGUCAAUCCGGUGUACCUUCUGGUUUAGGGCAGCCAGCCGACAGAGGUUUACAUGAGCAAGAGAUAACAGGAAUACCAGUAAAUCACCAAGGUGUGUAUAAUGGAUUAAGUUUUGGAGGACUUAGUGCCCAGAUGGCCCCAGUGUUUGCAAACUCUAUGGGAGAUAAUAUGCAGACAAUGAGUCCUAAUCGUUUCGAAAAUUUUGACUGGAUAAAUGGUAAAUUUGUUAGAAAACAACACGCCGUACCUAUCACCACAACUACGGAAAGCUGGAGAGGAAGAACAAAGGUACAAAAUAGCCUGUCACAAAUGGGCGGUGUAAUGGUAGAUCCAAAAAACCUAGAAAAUUUCAAUUCUGAACAAUAUGGCUUGAGGGCACAUGAAAGUUUCGAACAGAAGUUUGGUUUAAGUAACUCAGUUGGAAAACCGUCAAUAGAUUUCACAGGUGGUAGUUCGAGUCUCGGUAACCUUGGCAAUGUAGUAGCAACGGGUUCCAUAUCGUCAUUUGAAAACAGAAGAAUAGCUGCUUCGCGUCGUCAAAGGUUGGGAAAUGGACAAAUCAUAUGGGAUGCACAGGCAAGACAAGGGGCGAAUCAGCUAUCAAGUGGAAAUCGAUUUAACCCUGGUCAGUUAUCCAAUGGUGGCUUCUUUAACAACAGAGCGUCUCCUCAGAGACAGGUGGACCGGGUUGUGAACCAGGUACCAAGAAACCAAGCUUCCACUGACAACUUACAAAUGAACUGGUAUGAGUUUGGUUCGGAUGGACAGAGGGUGCCUUCUAAUCAACUGUCAAAUAGCAUUAGUCAAGUCCAGCCACAAACAAGAGAGUCCAUACAAAGCCCAAGUCAGGCAACACGUACAGGGUCCUUAGGUAGCUUAUCAAACCCCAUGGAAUCCGGUGUACUUGUAUCUGCAAGUGGAUUAAAUAUGGACGCAAAAGUUGCUAAAGAGUUCAAUAAUAAUCACAAAACAGACAAGAGUGUCAUAACUAGAUCCCUAGGAGCUCAUUUUGCAAUUUCUCCUGAAAAUCAAGGACCUAGUGACAUUUUAAUGCCGUCUGCGCAAAUGCUUUCAGCAGAUAAAAUAUCAGGUGGAAACUAUCAAACAUUCAAUCAAGAUCAAGUCCGGCGUCCAAGGCAACAAAAUAAUCCGCCUCCCCCACAAGGCGUUAUAGUUUCUGGAGGUUUAAGGAAUGACUUUGGUCGAUUAGACAGUUCUAUAAAUCGCAUGCCUAACAACCCACGACCACCACCUCCGCCUACUCAAACCCCGCGUGAUUCCUUCAAUUUCGGCGGCUCGUUAUCUAACGUUCCUAACUCACCAUCACAGGUUCGACCCAGGCCUUCAGUGCAGGGCGUUCCUAUACCUGUGCCUAUUAGAAGACCAGUACCUCAACCUUCAACAAGUGUAUGUAGGGAGGGAGAGGUAUUACAAUGUGAAGGAAGAGGAUUCCACAGGAAUUACCCCAGGAUACGGGAGGAGUGUGCUAGGAAGUGUACAACGGGACACUGUCCAGUGAAGCGAUGUUAUUGUGAGUGUAGAAACACACAGACUGGCUCAAGGAGGCCUCUCCGGACUUCUAAUUUAUUCAAUAAUAGGUUCCAGAGCACCAAUGUGUGAGCAGAAAACCUGCUAAAAACGCGAAAAUAAUUAUCAAUUGGUGUGGAAUUAUAAUGUUUCCCCCUUGUAAACAUUCAAUGCAUUUGUAUGCACCAAAAAUGGGAAAGCUUUUUGGUUAACUUAUGAUGAAAUGUGUGUAUUUUUUCAUAUGGUGCAUAAAAUUCUUUUUUUAUUACGAAUGAAUGAAUUUAUCAACUAACAAUUCAUAAAACUUGAUAAGUUUCUGUGCGAAACAAUAACAGGGGGUAUAUAGUGAAGCAUUUAAUUGUUCAUUCAUGAUGAUUCUUCCUGAUAUCCAAUAGGAGAGGGCUACCUUAGCAAUUAAUUUUCUCAUGCGCAGCAUUAUGAAAUGUAAAUUAAGUGUAUUUCUGGAUUAUCAGCAAGGUGUAAAAGAUGUGCUUGAUAAAAAGAUUAAUUAAAAUGUCUCAUUAAUUUAAAUUCAUUAUCAAGUCCAUCACUUUUUCAAAAUGAAUUUUAUUUUUUAGAUCCAAGCUUUACAGAUCUAUUUCUCUCUAGUCGGUUAAAAAAAUGCACUUAAAUACUAGCAUAUGAAAUUUUAAUUUAUUUAGUUAAAAAAGGUUUGAGAGAUAAUGAAUUUAUUUUAACAAAUGCUAGUUAAGAUUUGAAAAUUAUUUUAAAUAAAUGAGUUUUUACCUCAGCAGACAAAUGUACAAAGUUAUGUAUGCACUUUGUCUGAAUCGUGAUAUUGUUGUCAGAUUGUUGAAGAAUAAACACAGAAACUAUGAUUAAGUAGAAUAUCCUCUUAUAAAGUGGGCCAUGUACACCUGUACAAUCAGAGUACAGUGAUGGCGAAUAGGUUCUGAAAAUCAGAUGCAGCUCUUUAGCAACACAGGAUAAAAUAUUCUGACAUUGAAAGACAAAUUCAAUGAAUAAAAGUGGUCAGAUGUUUGUUACAAUUUAUAUAUGAUACUCUCUGGUGAUUAACCAACCUGUUAUUUCGUUAAUUUUAAGUUCAGGUGAGAAGGGGCGGAAAUUAUUCCGACGUCUCUUUGUACAUGUAUUGUGAUUCUGUUUUGAUUAAUAAAUCUAUGUAAAUAUAA
Molecule: messenger RNA, 17756 nt
Organism: Saccostrea cuccullata (small rock oyster)
Lineage: Eukaryota; Metazoa; Mollusca; Bivalvia; Ostreida; Ostreidae
Exons: 3
Coding region: 136-16695 (5519 amino acids)
Source: RefSeq, a predicted model, not a curated record